UGUUUAGAUAAUUUCCGAAAGUUUUCCUCUCCGGAAAAUCCACCGUAAAGAAAACCUUUUUCUUUACUGUUUGCCGACGAUUCUGAUCACGUAGUGACGCCGAAAUGUUUUAAGUUGUAAGUGGUGUUGCGAGACGGGUCAAAACAAAGCCAUAAAAGUGCUCCGCAGUUCGGACCGACGAAGGGAAAAAGUGCUCGAAGCGCUAGUGCGUAUGUGAUUUUUCUGUGUCCCUCCGUUUUGGUCACUGUGUGCCGAGGAAAAGUAUGGAGUUGCUGGGUUGAAAUUUGGUGACAAAGCAAGGUUUGACUAGCUAGUGGCAACGAAAAUCAUCGUUUGAUCACAAUCGCCGAUUACAGCAGGAGCGCAAUAUUGUAUCGAACCAACAAAACACAGGACAUCUAUGGUCCUUUGCUUGGUUGUCGAAGAAUUGUACCAUCAAAAGCUGUCCGGAAAAGAUAAUUCCACCGCCUUUACAAGAAGACGCCCACAUCUAAAACUCCAGUCCUAUCAAAACGCACGUUGAUAAAGAAAAAGUGCUUGGUGUAACAUCUUCCCGUGCCGUCACGUGCAAUCUCCGGUGUGAAACUUGUGACCGACCUACGGGUGUUGUGUGUCUGUGUGUGUGUGCGCGUCAAGCGUAUCAUUGGCGCGUGAAAAUAUUGUGCAUUUUCUUCUGCGAGCGCCGUUGAAGAUUCACUGUUUUAUUCCUCGUUCAACAUCCCCCCAAAAAACCAACGAUCCUUUACGACACAAUGCACGGACACUUGCCACAACAGCAUCCGGGGAUGCAUCCGGCCAGUCACCAUCAGCCACCUCCGCAUUUGACGCAUCUAGCCAACCUACCGCCCCACAGCAUCCCGCGCGAGCAUCAUGCAAGCCGACUGAAUACCGCCCGGCAUCAUCAUCCGCGCGGCGUAGACCAUCAGACGGCCGGCGGCAUGGCACCGCACCUUCCGAUGCAAGUGCCACCACCGCCCCAUCAAUCACAGAACCCUAGGAAGCCGCCGGGUCCAACAUAUUACGCGAACGGGGGCAUCCACGGUGGGGGGCUACCCAAACCGCUGCCCAUGACGGCGGCCCACAUGCAUCCGCCACCUCCGCCUCCACCCGGCAUGAGCGUUGGCCAGCCGCAGCCACAUCCGUCUGGCCCGAUGCCCCUGCAGUCGGUGGUUGGUGGAAAGCUACCGUAUGGGAUGGGUGGUAUGGGACCGCACGGAGGAGGGAAGCCAAUGCAGCAGCAGCAGCAGCAGCAACAGCAACCACCACAUCAACCGCCGGUUUCCGUGCAUCAUUCGGUUGCGAUGGCCCCACCUGUACAAGCACCAAUACCCGUGGUGUCUGCGGCGACCCCGGCUGGCACGAAGACACGCCACAUACCUUCGAGUACGGACCAUAAAAUCCACCAUCACUCGAGUCAACACUCGAUGCAGUCGAAUGGAGGAGGCGGAAGUAGUGGCCCAGGUUCAAAGGGUACCAUGAUGCACCAUCAGCCGAUGGAUAAGCCCAAAGUGGGAAGCAAUAGACACCAGCAACAGCAGGCACACCCGAGUAGCCAGCAGAUGUUAAAGGCAACGGAUUCUGCACACCCGGCGAAGGAUGUGACAACGGCAGCCCCAGUUCCGUCGACUCCUUCGGUAGAGGUUGGUGCUACAGCAUCAGCUGCGACCACUACAAGUGUAUCAACGAACGGUGCGACGACGACACCUACGACACCACAGGGAGUGGAUGGCACGGCGGCGUCGGCCACACAUCCAACCACACUUUCAUCAUCCAACUCUCUAGAAACCUUGGCAAACAUUAAAGAGAAAACGACAAUGUGUUUAGUUAACGAGCUGGCGCGUUACAACAAGAUCCAACACCAGUACCGGCUGACGGGCGAGUCCGGGCCGGCGCAUAAGAAGCGCUUCACCGUCACACUGAAGCUCGGCGACGAGGAGUACACGGCCGAGGGGGCGAGCAUCAAGAAGGCGCAGCACAAGGCGGCCGGUGAUGCGAUCGCCGAGACGAAGUACAAGCAUCCGCCGGCUCGGACUAAACCACGCGCGAAGACGGGGCCGCGGGGCAACGUGAGCAGCUUCACGCCGACGGUUGAGCUGAACGCACUGGCCAUGAAGCGCGGCGAACCGACCGUGUACCAGGUGAAGGCGGUACCGUUGCCGAUGCCGAAGUAUCCUUCCGCCAAUCCCGGCGGAAUGCCGGGGACGGGUGUGGUGGCGGGAGGGCCAGGACGCCGUCCCGAUAAACUACCACCACAGGCCGCGCAGGGGUUAGGCGUGGGCUAUGGUGGUAGACACGUUCACCCGAACGGUGGUGGCGAUUGGGGCCGUGGAGCUCCUGGAGGUAUGGUCGGAGUUGUUGCUGGUGUUGGCGGACGCGGAGGUAUGGGUGGAUUUCAUCCGGGACAUCAGCAGCAACAGCAUCCGCCGCAUCAUCCGCGCACUGCUGGUGGAUCAGAUGAACAACAUCACGGACUCUACCUUGUCCGCCUUCACCCAAAUCAGCUGCAUCAUCAUGCGCACCAUCAUCAUGAAGGUCCGGCCGGCGGUCAUCCGCCGGGCGGCGGCAGCAGUGUUAUGCCGGCGCAGGAGUUCUACAUGGCAACGCUGCGCGUUGGUGAGCGUACGUUCCUCGGGGAAGGACAUUCACCGCAAGCGGCCAGACACGAUGCAGCAGCCCGAGCGUUGGAGGUACUAAAGCCGCUGACGGCCGAGGCAGCGGCCAACGAUGGCAAAGGCAAAGCGACGAUCGCCGGUGGUGGUGACGGUGAGGCGAAUGGGGACGAUGCAGGAAGCGAUGGUGACCCGAACGCGGAACUAAAGUCACCAAUAUCGCUCGUACACGAGAUGGCCGUGCAGCGCAACGUGCCGGUCGUGUUUGAGGUGAUCAGCGAAAAAGGCCCGCCACACAUGACCGUGUUCGUAACGCAGUGCAAGGUCGGCACGAUCGUUACCGAGGGCGAAGGGACGGGCAAGAAGCCGUCGAAGAAGCGCGCCGCCGAAAAGAUGCUCGAGGAACUGCGCAAGCUGCAGAAGGCCGAACAGCAGCACUCUAGUGCGGGUUGGGGCGGAGGGGAUGGCGCCUGUGAGAAACGAAAGACCCACUCCAAGUCGUCGGCUGCGGCUGCGGCGGCGGCUAACGCAUCCCAGUUAGAAGCGGGCGUCGUCACGGCCAAAAAGAAGGCACGCAAUCUGAUCAAGGAGAAGUCGGUGACCGGUGGCGAUGUGGCGGGAGAAAAAGAAAACCCCAUCUCGCGGCUAAUGCAGAUCCAGCAGGCGCGCAAGGAGAAGCAACCGGUAUACGUGGUGGUCGAGAACGAGCGGCCAAACGUCGGGCGGCGCCGUCAGUUCACGAUCGAGGUCUAUGCCGCCGGCAAGAAAGCCACCGGGGUCGGGAUGACGAAAAAGGCAGCCAAAUGGAAUGCGGCGGAAGCGUUGCUGGUGGAUCUUGGAUACGCCACCGCGACGACGACGAUGCCAACGGCCACAAAAUCGCCGGCCGCCGCGAAUGGAACGGCAAACAAAGAAAACCAAUCCGGAGCGGCUAACGAGGCACCGACGGUGGCGAUGGCAAGCGGCGGUCGGAAGGUAACGUUCACCGAAGGGUCAGAAAAUGUUGCGUUAAAAACAACAACCAACGGAACGGAUUCACGGUCACCUUUAGGUGGUGCAAAUCAAGCCGCACCACAUCACGCGAAAAGUGAUACAUCCAGGGACGCGAUGAAUGACAGCACGGCAUCGAACGAUAGCAUGGCCACCAACAGCUCCGGCGUCUCCAGUGCCUCCUCGGUCCCAGCAUUAACCACCGUAUCAUCAUCUCCAAGUGCCCCGUCGAAUCCGGACAUAGGCCGCAAGAAGGAGCAACUGCUGUACUUGGCCCAACUGUUGAAAUUCGAGGUACAAUUUUCCGACUUUCCAAAGGGCAACCACGGCGAAUACCUUACGCUGGUGAUCCUUUCCACCGAACCACCGCAACUGUGCCACGGCAGCGGCGCCAGCCUAAAAGAGUCCCACGAUGAGGCGGCACGUGGCGCCUUGGAAAUACUGUCCAAAAUUGGGCUGGACAACGUGAAACCCAAGGCGGCGACACCGAGCAGCAACACCGCAACGGACACGACGGAUGUGGCGGGUGGUAAAUAGAGCACAAAAGUAUUACCAGCUGUGUGUGUGUGUAACAAGACUUUUGGUGGUGAAGGGCCAUCAAGAGCAGGGGGCGCGUAUGUGUUUGUGUGUGCGUGUGAGUUAAAACGUUCUUUAUGUUAACUAAAUGCAUUGAUGCAACCGGAUUGCAACUGUAACAAACAAAAGCGAAAGUUAAAAGAAAGCCAGGUGGAAGGUUGAGAAAAGCGUGACCCCCGGAAGCAUUAGACAAUUUAGAGAGAACAAACAAAAACGAUAGGAGGACAGCAGCGCCUAAAUAACAACAAACUUUUCCGGCAAACUAGGUCGACCGGCGGCAAUCUACUGUAAAAAAGAAAAAAAAAAUACCGUAAUCGGUGUGAAAACACGCGCCAACGAGAGCUUCUACAACUCUCACCCAACAGGGCCAGGGAUAUCAAUUUUCCCACGGCCCCACAUUUGUUACGUUUUGUUUGAGUUUCCAUCGGAACAUUUGCCUACUUUGAUGUGUAUGCCAACCACAAAGCGCGUUCGUACUGGACGAACGGACGCGAUGACACGAUUGUACCACCAAUACGAUACAGAGUGCUGGAAGCUUGCCCUUUUAUCAAGUGCUAUGUAAUGUGACCGUUCGAAAGAAGGACAACGCGAUGGUCCAACUUCCCGGUGGUUAGAUAGAUGUGUGGACAUGUAUCUAUCAAAUGUGCUGAAGGGAGAAAAGAUAGAGCAACAGGGAAAAAAAGUGUUUUGGAAAGGAUUUAGAUUCCUCUACAACUGAUACAAAAACAAAAAAAGCUUUAAAGACAUUGUAGGAUAGGCAGGAUGCGUUAGAAUUCUACUCACGUUUCACAGGAUAAUUUGAAAAAGCUGCAGUACUAGCCGUAUGUGAGUGUUUGUGGUGCAUACUCGUGAUCGAAGUGUGCUCCGUCGUACCGAGCCGAAUAGCGGAACAGGAUGUGGCAUUAUGGCAGAGCAAGAAAAAGGUUAAAGAGAUCGUGCAACUCGCUACAGCACUGCGUCGUUCGAGCUGGCGACGGCAGAAUUGAUUACCAUUUACCUAAGUGAAGAGUUUCAUCAUACAGACAAACGGUCAAAAGCAACACUUUACGUUUGAUCCGAUUACCCGUGGAUAUCGAGCGAAGAAUCGAUUUAAAGAAGAGUGUUUGAAGGUUCUUGAAUCACGAGUAAAUUGCAAGCAUAUUAAAUAGCAGCUGUGCCAACACACACACACACGACCAUCGCUGAUGAGAGGAAAGCGUCUAUUAUUGUGGACCUCUGUGUGUUGGAUCUUAGUGUAAAAAUAUUUCGUCGUAGACCGGAGAUUCUUGAUCGCUGACUGGGGACAAUGCAGAGGAGUGAGUCAGCUGAUCAAUAGCAUCUACCCUACGCUGUCCGGGAGGCAACACUCCAUCGGGCAUCGGCGAGUAGUAUUUGUAGUCCAUGUAUUUCGUUUGAUAACCUUCAUCAAUCUACUUUUCAAUGUGCGGAAAAAGGCCGAGGAAUGCAGUAAAAUCCCGACUGGCCAGACUAGAGGUGUGUGGUCGGUUGGUUAAGUAAAAGCAAGGCGCAUCGAGAUUUUACUAUGUUCCAACGCUUACCGACGAGCGCGUUCGAGUUCAAUAUUAACUAUAUCGCUCCAGUAAAGAACGUCGUUUGGAAAGGAGUCGAUAUUGAGCGCAAACGUGUUAAGGAAUAUCAAUUACUUACAAUGCACAGUGUGUGGCACCACCUUGUUGGAGACUCGAGCCAUUUUUGCAAAUGUCGUUCAGAGAUUCGUGGGGUGGCAGCCGCCCAUGCAUUGAUAAAUUUAAGUGUGUUUCUGCUAGUGUUCAUGUACACGUAUAUAACUGUAAGAAAUAAUGUAUUUUUUCGCUAUUAAAACACGGGCCAGGAUUUAACAUCGUAUGGCAUAGAAUCAGUAGUUUAAACUCCAUCCCAUUCAACCAUACUCACACACACACAAUCUCAUGCAAUCAGGAAACAUUCCUAUUGCAUAAGGACAUAACAAUAGCCACGUCAGUGCAGCUUCAUGUUGCAUCCAUUCAAUAGCCUUCAACUGCUAAUCACCGUUUCACGAUCCGGCAAAACAAAACAAAAAAUACAUUCUUUCCCAGUACUAGUAGGAAGAACCGAAGGAUAAAGAAGUGUCACUGAAGAGAGAGAGAGCGGAAGGAAGGAACUGUUCGGAAACACAUUUUAUUUAAGUCCGUCGUCGAUGUAAAAGCUAGUAAGCGCACGUAUGGCUUCACUAGAACAUAAACGUAUUACACCCCCGGCAGCAUGAUGAGUUAUGGUAGUGGCCAACGGAGCGGAAAAAGCCUACGACGGAAAAAGCAAAAACUCCCAUUAGGCAUAUGGUAAUUAAUGGUGGUGCAACGGAAGAAAACUCCAGAUAGAUUUGAAAGCCGUUUUUGUGGAAGAAAAAGAUAAAUAAUUUAUUAUUGUUGCUCGUGAUAAAGAUAAAAUAAUGCAGGAAUUCGGUAAUGCAACAGUUGGUAGCGAUAGGAAACGGGGUUUAUCUCUCCCAUAGUAUGAUGGAACGUACCACCGAUGUAACUGCUUGUGUCGUGUCGUAUUUGAUUUGUAUAAUUUCUCCGGCAGUUUGUAAUUUUUUUGUUGGAAUUCACUUAUUUAUUUAUCGUCAUUCAACGUUUAUUUGAACGUCUCCUAUAGAUGCGGUUUUAAUAAUUCAUUUGCUUCACAUUACUUUCCCUAGGGAACUAACGAGGUAAACUAGCUAAACUUGAUAAGUGAAGUAAUGUUGCUCAGUACGAAUUUUUGCGAUGGAAUUUUCGAUUCCCAUCUAUCGGUAGGUGUAGCUGUUGUUGUGUAUAGGCUUUACAAGGAUUAGGUUUAAAAUGUUUUGAAAACUUGUUAAGUUUUUAAUCGUAUUGAUACUUCAACGCUGGAUCUAGCUGAACACGAUACUGCCAUCCUACUUGGACCGAGAUUGCAUCCGUUUUCUUACCACUGCCGUUGCAUUCCGAACCUGUUUUUCAACCCGUAGACCGCAGAAUACGCUGUGCGUCUUUUGGGGGAUGUUUACUUACUCUGAAGCAAAAGAAAAA
Messenger RNA from Anopheles coustani, 7183 nucleotides. It is a transcript of the gene stau, whose product is annotated as double-stranded RNA-binding protein Staufen homolog. Lineage: Eukaryota; Metazoa; Arthropoda; Insecta; Diptera; Culicidae. The record is from RefSeq and is a predicted model, not a curated record. The coding region runs from base 753 to 4136 and encodes 1127 amino acids. The transcript is spliced from 6 exons.